UCGUCUUCCUCUCUCUCUCUCUCUCUCUCUCUCUCUCUCUCUCAUGUUAUAUAGGAAUAGUAGCAGUAGACAGAUAAGGCUUUUCUCUCUCUACACAUCACUCUCUCAGCAGUUACGCUGCUGUAAUCCCCAAACCUAAUUCCCCCUCUCAUUCUAUUCACCUGCCAUCAUUUCGCAUUUCCUUUUUGUUUCUGCCUCAACAAUUUCGGAGGAUUUCUCCUUUUUUCCUGUUGACUUGCGAUGCCGCUCCUGAGAGCGGAGGUCAGGAAUGAGUACGCGCUUGGAGCUCCGGAGCUCUACAGAGAGGCCAAUAAGGACGAACCCAAGGAGAUUCUCCAAGGAGUCGCCGUCGCCGGCCUCGUCGGCGUCUUACGUCAGCUCGGUGAUCUCGCUGAGUUUGCAGCAGAAGUUUUUCAUGGGUUGCAGGAAGAAGUGACCAUUACAACUGCUAGAAGCCAUAAGUUGAUGGCACGUGUUCGACGAGUUGAAUCUGCCCUUUCUCCGCUUGAGAAGGCUUUACUGGCUCAAAGGAGUCACUUACACUUUGCCUAUACUUCUGGUUCCAAUUGGCAUACGCGGAUCCGAUGUGAACAAAAUCAUUUUAUAUACAGUGACGUGCCCCAAUUCAUCACAGAAUCUUAUGAAGACUGCCGUCACCCACCUUGUUUGCAUAUGCUUGAUAGGUUUGAUGCUGGUGGUCCGGGAUCAUGCUUGAAAAGGUAUUCAGAUCCAACUUUUUUUAAGAGAGCAUCAGUGACAUCUGGUGAAGCUAGUAUAGACAAGAGUUCAAAAGAAAAGAAGGCUCGCAAGGCUAAGAAAAGGAGGUCACGUCCCAGGAAUGAGGAAAUGUCAAGAGAUGCAUCAUUUUCUUAUAACAAUCACAGAACACCGUUCACUCAGCAGAGCAUUGGUGGUGGACAUAUUUCCCCUACUCAAACAGCAUCAACAUAUGAUACUAUGAUUAGAUCAGAUUUGGGUGAGCAGUCAAAUUUGGAUUUAAGAAAUGGGUCUGGCUACAUUGAAGGUGAUUUCCGUCCAAGUUACUCAGUGGAACCUGAAUCAAGAGAUUCCAUUUCUUCUGCAGUAAAGAGGCACGAGAAUGAUUUUCUAGAUUACAGUUUCCUCGAGGAAAAAGUUACAGAUGUUUAUGAUACUAUUGAAGUGGGCACUCAAGAGCAGCCUGGAUGUAGUUCAUCUUCAAUCGCUUGGGAAGAAAAGAGAAAAUCAUUUGAACCUACAUUACAAGAGUUGAACAUUGAUGGCGUGGUACAGGAAUAUAAUCAUAAUAGACAGUUAGAAUCAUUUUCUCUGAAUUUGGACAUGGAAACGCUUGGAGAUAAGUGUCCAGAUUUUGAAAUUGUUGACCAAAUGAUUGAUCAGUCUUGUAAUGAAGCUGAUGGUGAAGCAGAAGAAGAAUCUGGUAAUGUUCAUCUAGAUGACAUAGAAAGUGAAACUGAUAAUUUUAUGGAUGCACUUAACACCAUCGAAUCUGAAUCAGAAACCGAUUUAGACAGCACAAGAAAGCAAGUUGCAGAGCAUCAAUCUAAGAUGAAGGAGAAAAGAGAAGAUGAUGAUGAGUGCGAGCUAAAAAGGCACGAUUUGGAAUGCCGAUCUUCAUGUCCAGAAUCUGAUGUUAUGGCCGGCAGUCCUCUGAUCAAUGGUAAUCCCACUUCUCAUGGAGACAGUAUAAUUCCAAUGCCUCAAAAGUCCUCUUAUGCGACUGACUUUAUUGAUGAUGCAUCACCAGAGGAUGAUCUUAACUCAGUAUCCCUGAUGAACAAGGACUUAGAAUCAUCUCAAAGAAGUGGCGGUUCAGCCACUCCAAUCCGCCCCAAGAGAAAUGAUGCUCAUGGCAAUGAUAAUGUUGAUGCUGAAAGUAACAAUGAAGUUGUUCCAGCCACUGUAUCAUCUAACUAUGGAGAUGGAAGGCUAGCCCCGAUUAGUGACGAGACAGCGAAAAGUCUGGAAUCUCAAAAUCUUGGAAGUUUUGAGCAUAAUUUGGAAUGUCAAUCUUCAAGUCCUGAAUCUAAUGCUGUGGCGAGCAGUCCUCUGGCCAAUGGUAGUUGUGGACAUACUCUCAUCCCAACAUCUCAGAAGUCUCUUCAUGCAACUGUCUGUGUUGCUAGUGAAGCAUUGCGAGAAGAUGAUGUGAACUCAAUCCCCGAGAUGAAUAAUAGUUUACAAUCAUCCCAAAGGUCGGAAGAUGCUCUGAGUUCAGGCCACCCAAAAAGCAGUGGUUCUCAUGAAAAUGGUAUUGUUGGUGUUGGCAUGUAUGUUGAAUCUGUUUCAUCCACUGUAUCAUCUAACUUGAGAGAUGGAAGGCCAAGACCGGUUACUGAUGGAACAAGGAAAAGUUCAGAAUCUCACGGACAUGUGCCAGAAAUUUCUAAUGUCACUCCAGUUUCAAUCUGGACAAAUGGUGGCUUGCUCGGACUCCGGCCAUCAAAACCGCCAGACUGCAGCGUACAGAAUGCUCUUCCUCAAGAUCCAGAGUAUAAGAAGGAUGUGAAUAAUAAUUCUUCUAUCCAGCAUUUCAUUCUUAGUGAUAAUUCAGGUAAACCAGAUCAACUAGAGACGUCCAGAAGCAUUGAAGAGGACCUCGAAAUGGAUAUUUCCAGCCAUGAAUACCAUGAAAGUGGUAUGAAUGUUAGAAAGGCAUCUUGGAAAAUAUCACCUGCCGACUUAGAAAUUAAUCUUGGAAAGUUCGGUGAUUCACUUUAUCAGCACAAUGCCAAAUCUACAGGAUCAAAUGUGCCCGCACCUGGAAGUUCUAUGCCUGCAAAUUCAGCUCAUCAAGAAAAUAGCACAAACUCAUGUCGGAUAUUUGGACUCAGCAAUAGAUUGCUUACGAAUGGAUCUAACCAAAAAUCAUUGCCUGGUGGGAGUGGCAACACUUAUUCUGCAGGCUCCAAAAAUGCUAAUGAUUUUGAGCUGAAAAAUUAUCGAAGUGUGGAAAAUGACAUGUUUUCUGGAAGAAGUAAAGAACUCUUUGGUGGUAAAUCUCCUAUAUUAUCACCAUCGUCAUCACCUCCACUGGAGCACAUGAAAAUAUCAUUCCAACCAAUAAAUGGAUUUGAAAGUUCGAAGCUGAAGUUGAAAUUCCCUGAUGGGAAGAAUAUGAAUGGAAGUGGUAGUGACAUAUACCCUUCAUUUCAGUUGGUUCCAGAGGUGUCUAUUCCUCGGUACAAUGUUGGUUCGGACUCUGAUGCUGACACAUUCUACCGAUCAUCACCUUCAUUGUCAGAUGAUUGCCAAAGCAAUCAGUCAGAAUCAAAUUCUGAGCAGUGGGAGUCAAGUGAAUCUCCAACUAGCAAGGACCGUGAUUUAUAUGAUGCCCUUCGCCGAAUCUCCCUGACAGAAUCUGUUUCAGAAGAUGGGAAGGCAAACCAGGAAAAUAUCCCUGCCAACUUGGGAGUUCAAUUUCCUUUCAUUGAUAAUGGGGUUCAAAAGUCUGAGUCUUGUCGUUCGUUUGAUCUUCAAAGUUUAAGUACCAUAAAUAACUCGUUCAGAAAGGAAAGGAUUGAUUCCAACCCUAAGUACCUUGUGGAGCCACAAUUCUUGCCUUCUUCUGCUCUACCGCCUCUCCCUCCUUUUCAGUGGCGAGGUACGACGUCUAUGGAUGACAAGUCUGAUGCAAUGCCUGAAGGCUCCUACUAUGCUCUUGAUCUUACACGCUCAGCCUCAACCAUAUCUCAGCCAAAACCAGCCCCCUUAAGUGAAGAUCAAAAUGACACCACUUAUUUGCAGAAAAGCAAGCAGCUCAGUUCACAAAAGUCAAAUGGACAAAGACCAACAAGCCAGAGCAAGAGCACAGAUGAAAAUGACUUUCUGCACCAAAUCAGAACAAAAUCUUUUAGUCUGAGACCAACCAUGACGACAAGAUCAAUCGCACCAUCUGGGGCCCCUGCCACUGUCCAAGUCAAUGCAAUUUUAGAGAAGGCAAACGCAAUUCGCCAGGCUGUUGCAAGUGAUGCUGAAGAUGAUGGAACAUGGAGUGACGCUUAAUAAUCUCAAUUCAUGAUAUAAACUGGAAUUGAAACAGUCCAUUGGCCAUGAAAUUUUGAUGUACGAAUUCGACAGCAUGGUAAAUAUUUGUGAAUAAUCCAUCUCUGUAAUUAGUUUGUAGGGCCUUUAUUUGUAUGAUAAAAACGUUGUUCCUUUGUAGCUCAAAUUAUCUUGUGAAUUAGGUGGGGAAAAGAAAAAAUCUGAUGCCGGUUGACUAGUAGUAAUUUACAUACAUGCUUGGAUGUAAACUGCUAUACUUUUUAUUGAGUCACCUAUUUGUUAUA
Molecule: messenger RNA, 4289 nt
Organism: Salvia hispanica
Lineage: Eukaryota; Viridiplantae; Streptophyta; Magnoliopsida; Lamiales; Lamiaceae
Source: RefSeq, a predicted model, not a curated record